Messenger RNA from Cyclopterus lumpus (lumpfish), 6194 nucleotides. RefSeq names its product von Willebrand factor D and EGF domains (gene vwde). Gene Ontology annotation, molecular function: calcium ion binding. The record is from RefSeq and is a predicted model, not a curated record. The coding region runs from base 1203 to 6104 and encodes 1633 amino acids. The transcript is spliced from 29 exons. Lineage: Eukaryota; Metazoa; Chordata; Actinopteri; Perciformes; Cyclopteridae.
UAGCAUAAGCUUCUUCGUUUUAUUUGUACAGGAAAUGAAGAAUAAAAAGAACACGUUGGUAGUAUUAACGGGGAUUCAUGCCAGAACUUCGUAUCAGAUAUUCAUUAUUCACAACUUCACCCUCCUCCUCCUCCACGUCAGCCAAAAUCUAUUGUAGAAUAUACCGUCAUACUGCCCUGAAUAAGGAUAUUAAUGCCAAACAUGGAUCAUUCAGUCAGUUUCUUUUUCUGCAGGCUGCUUAAAGACACUUAGUCAGGGACUUCAAACUCUGACCUCCAAGGUCACCCUCUGACCUCAGAUGCUUCCUGAUUUAGGAUGUGCUCAAUGUUCAAACUAAAAGUCUAUAUUUUAUGAUGUGACCCCUGCAAACAAUUUUUUUUAUCACCGGUGCUUUGGAGAGAGAUUUGGGAAUUUCUUUUGCAGAAAACCUUUUAUUUACAUGACAUAAAAAAAAAGAUUUGGCAGCCGAGUCACACUUCAGGUGUCCCAGUGUUUGAAGGUCGUAAAAUCCACAUGAUUCCCCCCCCACCCCCCACACAUUUAAAUUAGUAUCACAUCAGUCACUUUUUUACUUUCUAUUUCACAUAUGUUGAGGGCGUGUUGAUAUAUUUCAAAUGUUGGAUUUAGCUUCUUUUUUUUUUUUAUCACAAACAUUAGUCUCUCAAUUCUCUCGCCACCCCAUCUGUGAGCUCAUGUGGAGAAGCUCCGAGGUGGCCUCUCUUUCCGAACCCCGACUCUUUUAUUUCAAAACAUAACAAAUAUGAACUUGUGGACACAGUUAUCAGUCUGUGUGUGUGUGUGUGUGUGUGUGUGUGUGUGUGUGUGUGUGUGUGUGCGAGUACAUAUUUAUAAAGGAGAGGAGAGCAGGAACAGGCCUCAUUUCCUGCGGGCGUCAUGCUGCGCGGAGCCUGCAGGAUCCAUCUGAAGUGUCACCCUCCCUCUGCCUUCCCAGGGCAUCGCGCUCUCCCUGGGGUGAAAGAUAUCCACAGGAGUGGGCGGUGGAAGGAAGAGAGGAUGCGUUACGUAAUAAGGCGACGUCUCUAUGAUGAUGGCGGAUGAAUGGCUGGAUUUAUCAAACCAAGGGGAAUAAGCUGUGACAACUAGUGUUAAAGUUACUGCGAGGAACUUUUAACUGCUUAUGAGACUCAAUGUGAUACUGAUGCCUCUGUAUGACCCUUUAUGAGUAAACAAGACCAUCGGCGAUGUUCUCCUCCCUCUUUCCAAACAUCCAGGUGAACCACUGUGGGACCCAGGCUCCCGUGUGGCUGUCCCUGGGGGACGGGGAGUCCCUGCCGGGGCCCCUGGAGGUGAGGCCGCUGACGGCCUGCGCCGCCUGGCAGCUCUUCUCGGGCACCGGCGUCGACUGCUGCAUGUUCCGCAUCCCGGUCACCGUGCGCAACUGUGGAGACUUCUACGUCUACCUGCUGCAGCCCACGCAGGGAUGCAUGGGAUACUGCGCUCAGGAGAUGUCGGACGCUUCUCCAGCCGCGCCGCCGCGCUGCGGCCCCGACGGGGUGGCCGUCGACGGCACGUGUAAAACGCCGCCUCCCACUCCACCUGCACCGGUGAUUGUCCCGCAGGUGACGGGGAACUCCGUCUACCUGAAGUGCAGCUUCGGGAGCGGCACCAACAGCUCUCUGGGUUACGUGGUGGCCUGGUCCCGCCUCUCUCUGGAGGGCAGGAAGGAGGAGCUCAAACAGGAGACCACCAUCCAGACCUCCGCCUACAUCGAGCUGGACGGCUUCAACCUCCGUCUGGGGGACAAGAUUUACUGCUCCACCUCCAGCUUCUUGUUGGACUCGCCCAACGUUCAUGGUGCUUCAGUGCAAAGUCCCGAGUUCUUUGCUGGGAUUAUGCUGAGACCGGAGGAGAGCAGCAUAUCCGAGGACGGGAGGCUGUAUGAGCUGGUGGUCGAGAGCACAGUUCCCGUCCCGUGUCUGGAGGCGCCGUGCACUCUGUCUCUGCAGCUCAGCACCAGCGGUCCAGAGGAGGAUUUGUUGGGUGCAGAUCUGUCUCUGUCCUCCUGCGUGGUGGAUCUGCCCCGGGGUCCCUGUAGGGAUGGGGUUUGCAGCCGAGCCCUGAUCCACUUCAGCCCCGUCACUGACUUUGUGACCGAUGGCAACAGGACCACCCGGAUCUCCGUGAAAUCCAUCGUCACGCAGGAUUCUCUCUGGAACGGAUACUCACCAGAACCAGUCGAGAUAACAGUGAAAGAUGUCCCCUCCGCCUACUGCUACUCCUUCACUGAUCCUCACAUCAUCACAUUUGAUGGCAGGCACUACGACAACUACCAAGUGGGCACCUUUGUUCUCUAUAAGAGCACCGGGAGGCCGUUCGAGGUCCACGUUCGUCAGUGGGAGUGCGGCAGCGUGGUGCACGCCGCCUCGUGCGCGUGCGGCUUCGUGGCGAAGGACGCCGGCGACGUCAUCGCUUUCGACAUGUGCAACGGGGAGAUGGGUGAGGCCAAACCUCACCUGUCUGUGAGGAACGGAGACCCGAGCCGCGGCGGCGUCCGCAUCACCGAGUCCUACCAGGGACGCAAAGUCACGGUGACCUUCUCGUCGGGAGCGUUCGUUCGCGCCGACGUGUCCGACUGGGGAAUGAGUCUGACGCUGAGAGCUCCCGGGUCAGACCGGGGCCGCACCGAGGGCCUCUGCGGGACCUUCGACGGCCGGCCGGACAACGACUUCCACUCGGCAGGGGGCGCCACACUGGAGCACCUGCACGCUUUCAUCUCUGAAUGGAGGCUCCCUCCAGGCAGCAGCCUGUUUGACACCGUGCCGUCCCACCUGAGCGCGCCGAGCCCCCGCAAGUACUGCAACUGUCAGGCCGGGCCCCGCCUCGCACCCCCCAGAGCCCGCUCUGAACCCGACUCCGCCUGCUCCCAUCACGGCAACGUGCGCCUGCCCAGCGUCAUCCCCACUCUGGACGUCACGGCGGAGUACGUCGGCUCGGUGGAGCUGCUCAAAGGCGAGGGAGGCGUCGGGCGGCCGCUGCCUCCGGGUCGAGGCGGGGAUGGCGCUUCCACCUCGGCUCACAGCCAGCGUCAGAACCGCCGCUUCAUUUCUAACUCUCCGCAUCGAAGCCUCAGCCAGUCGGAUCUGGAGGGCUUCACCUACUUUUUCCCAGAGGACCACGAAGCCACCGUCCCACCGGACUCCUCCCCCAAGUGGCCCACACCGUCUGGCCUGACCGAGCAGCAGGCCAGGGCCCGGUGCCAGCAGGCCGUGGCGGACUCCAGCGUGGCGCUGGGUUGCAGGCGGCUGUUAGCGGAGUCGAUCAUCGGCGGCGCGGCGGCUAUGUGCGUCGCCGACCUGCAGCUGAAGGACGAGCAGUCGUGGCUGAACGCGACCGUCCCGCUGCUGGAAAACGAGUGCGAGAGGAGACUCGCGGAGGAGAGGAGGAGUGAAAAGGAGUACCGGGAUGUUCUGGCCGUCCUCAAGUGUCCCAAUCUGUGCAACGGGAACGGCCAGUGCUCAGACUGGGGCUGCGUCUGCUUCCCAGGAUUUGGGUCCUAUGACUGCAGCGUGCUUUCUGACCAGAUCCCAGAGAUCACGGAGCUGGAGAAGGAGGGUCUGUGUGAUGUCCGACAGGGAGACUGCUCCGCCGUCCAGGUCCACGGUCAGGGCUUCAAGGACUCCUACGAGCUCAAGUGUGAGUUUGUGAAAGAAAAGUUCGAGGAUGGGGACUGGGUCCUGGACGAGCCCCACUUCAUCCUGGCCGUCUUUCUGUCCGUGACGGCUCUGGAGUGCCAGCUCCCCCUGGUGGACAGCCGUGCACCUGCGGGCCUGGACCCGGAGACGGAGACCAACAGGCCGCUGGCUCGCUGGCAGAUCAAAGUUUCCAAUGACGGCUACAGCUUCAGCAACGCCAAGGUUCUGACUCUGUACGACGGAGCCUGCCAGCUCUGCAGCCUCGACGCUGAAGUCCUCUGCACCCUGAGGGAGAAAACCUGCAGCAUCGACGGCGUGUGUUACAGCGAGGGCUCGUCCAAUCCCAGCAGCCCUUGCCUCACGUGUCGCCCGGACUCGUCCAAACACACGUGGGCCAUCGCGGAGAAGAACGAGCCUCCGGAGCUCCGGUCGUUGCCGUUCCGUCUCCGGUCCUUCCAGGGAGAGAGUUUCACCUACCAGCUACAGGCCCGGGACCCCGAGGGCUCAGCGGUGCUCUUCACCCUUGAAUCGGGUCCCGAGGGUGCGUCUCUGUCUCCGGCCGGCCUGCUGACGUGGAAGGCGUCGGCUGAAGCUACGGACACGCCCACUUUCAGGUUUACCGUGACGGACGACUGUCACGAGGAAACCGGAGCCUCCGUACAGGUGUCGGUGCUCUCCUGUGAAUGUCUGAACGGAGCGUCCUGUGUGACCAACGCCAACCUGCCCCCCGGCAGCGGAGAAUACCUGUGUGCGUGUCCCGGGGGCUUCAAAGGGGAAAGGUGCGAGGUGGACGUCGACGACUGCAAGCCGAACCCCUGCAGGCUGGGCCGCUGCAUCGACGGAGCCGACUCCUUCUCCUGUGUCUGCCCGCCUGGAAUGACGGGCCCCACGUGUCGAGAAGACAUCGACGAGUGUGUCUCUCGGCCUUGUUUCCCCGGAGUCGGCUGCAACAACACGCUUGGCUCCUUCGUCUGUGGAUUCUGCCUCCGAGGGUACAGAGGCGACGGGAAGGUCUGCUCACCAAUGGCCGCCGCACCAGCACGAGUCCCGCAGGUUUCCCCGAGGCUCAAACCCUCGGGCUCGUCGGCGUGCACCAGGCGGCCGUGUCACACGGGGGUUCAUUGUUUCGAGAGCGCCCACGUCUCCGCGGGCUUCAUCUGCGGACCCUGUCCAGCCGGUCUCCAUGGAAACGGACGAACGUGCACAGCGACAGGUCAGGAGAAAGUCGCCGGUGGAGCAGAGGGUCAUAUUUACGUCCCCAAAUCAAACACCAGUAAGGAAACGACUCCCACCUCCUCUUCAUCGUCUUCAUCGUCUCCCAGGCGACCGGCUGACAGGCGGACGAGACUAGAAGCCACCGUCCCCAGUGUGAGGAGAGCUCUGUCCACAGACGUCCCGGCGGGGGCGGAGCUGCACCCCGACCUCGCCACCGGGGUCAAGCGGGGGUCGCACUUGACCUGCGCCCACUCACCUUGCUUUCCAGGCGUUCCCUGCGAGCCUGCCGCCGCCGGGUCCUUCAGGUGUGGACGCUGCCCGUACGGCUACACCGGAGACGGAGUCACAUGUAAAGCUGUGUGCAGGCACCAGUGUGGGAGGAACAUGGAGUGCACCGCGCCCAACGCCUGCGCCUGCAAGGAAGGCUACACCGGAUACGGCUGUCAUAUCGCCGUGUGUCGACCCGACUGCAGGAACCAGGGGAAGUGUGUGAGACCGGAUGUGUGUGAGUGUACCGCGGGCUACAGCGGGCCCACCUGUGAGGAAGCGAGCUGCGAGCCGCCCUGUGAACACGGAGGCACCUGCCUGGACAGAAACCUGUGCACCUGCCCGUACGGCUACGUGGGACCGCGAUGUGAAAUCAUGGUGUGUAACCGGCACUGUGAACACGGAGGCGAAUGCCUUUCCCCCGACGUCUGCGAAUGCAAAGCCGGCUGGUACGGACCGACGUGCAACUCGGCUCUCUGCAGCCCCGUGUGUCUGAAUGGAGGAACGUGCACGAAGCCCAACGUCUGCGCCUGUCCCGGAGGCUUCUACGGCUCUCAGUGUCAAAUCGCCGUGUGCAGCCCUCCUUGUAAGAACGGAGGUCGGUGCAGGAGGAACAACGUGUGCUCCUGCCCCGAAGGCUACACAGGAAAGAGGUGUCAGAAGAGUGUGUGUGAGCCCACGUGCAUGAACAGAGGCAAGUGCGUGGGACCCAACGCGUGCUCCUGUGCGUCGGGAUGGAGAGGCAAGAGGUGCAACAUACCCGUCUGUCUGCAGAAGUGUAAAAAUGGCGGCGAGUGUUUGGGACCAAACACCUGCCACUGUCCCUCCGGCUGGGAGGGGCUGCAGUGUCAAACGCCGGUCUGUCAGCAGCGGUGCCUGAACGGAGGGAGGUGUGUCCUCCCUGACUACUGCCACUGCCGGAGGGGCUACAACGGCCUCACCUGCGCCACUAAGGCGUCGCAAGGUUGAAGAAAAUGAGAAAUGGGAUGCUCCGACAUGCAAGAAGAGAGCAUCGUGUGUGUGUGUGUGUGUGUGUGUGUGUGUGUGUGUGUGUGUGUG